This is a messenger RNA of Lithohypha guttulata, 1326 nucleotides long. RefSeq lists its product as uncharacterized. The record is from RefSeq and is a predicted model, not a curated record. Gene Ontology annotation, cellular component: nucleus; cytosol. Bases 1 to 1326 code for a protein of 441 amino acids. Gene Ontology annotation, molecular function: pantothenate kinase activity; ATP binding. NCBI's taxonomy places the organism in Eukaryota, Fungi, Ascomycota, Eurotiomycetes, Chaetothyriales, Trichomeriaceae. The transcript has 2 exons. Gene Ontology annotation, biological process: coenzyme A biosynthetic process.
AUGGCUCAAUCCGAGCAGAAUUUACAAGUUCCUCAAGAAGCCCCGGCUUCACCUGCGAGCGAUCAUAACCCGACAAGCCCGAGUCGCGUGCCCAGAGCUCCACCGAAACCUGCUUCAGUGAAGAUCAACGUCGAGGGCGCAUUCAUAGUCAACGACGAGACUGCGACCAGAAAUGGCGGGAGCGAGUUCGUCCAUUGGGAGCAGAAGGACAUCCGGCUGCCUCACCAUACAGACGUUGUGAGCCAUGUCGCUGUGGAUAUAGGAGGUUCUCUGGCAAAGCUCGUCUAUUUUUCUCGCGAACCUGCUUCACACAUAGUCGGUGGGCGCCUGAACUUCCUCAAUUUCGAAACCGAUCGAAUCGACGAAUGUAUUGCCUUUAUACAAAACCUAAAAGACAAGCAAUCCAAGCUCAAUGGCUCGAGACCUGCAGAUCUGUGUAUUAUGGCUACUGGAGGUGGAGCUUUUAGGUUCUACGACAAGAUGAAGGACGUCUUACAGGUCAAUGUGGUGCGUGAAGAUGAGAUGGACUGUUUGAUAAUAGGCCUGGACUUCUUCAUUACCGAAAUACCACGAGAAGUCUUUGCCUUCAGCGAGACGGAGCCAAUGAACUUUGUACAGCCAAAAGCUGAUAUAUAUCCCUACUUACUGGUCAACAUAGGCUCCGGCGUGUCCAUGAUCAAGGUGUCUGGCCCUAGACAAUUUCAGCGCGUAGGAGGCACGUCGUUGGGCGGUGGAACAUUUUGGGGUAUACUGUCUCUGCUCACCGGAGCACGAACCUUCGACGAGAUGCUCGCGAUGGCGGAUCGUGGUGACAAUGCAGGUGUUGAUUUAUUGGUUGGAGAUAUUUAUGGGACUGGAUACGGCGCCAACACAAAUAUAACUGGCUUGAAGAGCACCACAAUAGCUAGCACUUUCGGCAAAGUGUUCAAGAAGAAGAGAGCUGCUGAAAGAAAUGCAGAGGACGGCGAGGGAUUGGCAAAGGAGAAUCCAGAAGAGCUAAACGGUUUCUGCAUCGAGGACAUGAGCAGGAGUCUACUCUUUGCGAUUUCCAAUAAUAUCGGUCAAAUUGCCUAUCUACAAUCAGAGAAGCACGCCUUGAAGCACAUCUACUUUGGUGGUUCUUUCAUCAGAGGACACGCGCAGACCAUGAAUACCUUGUCUUAUGCCAUCAAGUUCUGGUCAAAAGGAGAAAAGCAGGCGUAUUUCCUGAGGCAUGAGGGCUACCUAGGAGCAGUCGGCGCCUUCCUAAAACGUCAGCCUAGGAAUUGGGGAAGGAGAAACUCGAUGGAAGAAAUUGGUCUGUCAAAAAUGAUCUCGAGAGAGUGA